CCUUGAAAAUAAAAAAGAUGAAGAUAAGGAAUCUGAGAAUAAGAAAAAGGAAGAGAAUGAAGGCAACAAAGAAAACGAAGCUAAAGAAGCUAAAGAAGACAAAGCUGAAGAAGCUGAAGAAGAUGAAGCUAAAAAAGAUAAUGAAGAUGAAAAUAGCGAGGAUGAUGAUGGUAAGUACAAUGAAGAUAAUGGCCCAAAG
This is a messenger RNA of Racocetra persica, 199 nucleotides long. NCBI's taxonomy places the organism in Eukaryota, Fungi, Glomeromycota, Glomeromycetes, Diversisporales, Gigasporaceae. The record is from the annotation of a GenBank genome assembly.